Molecule: messenger RNA, 1464 nt
Organism: Spizellomyces punctatus DAOM BR117
Lineage: Eukaryota; Fungi; Chytridiomycota; Chytridiomycetes; Spizellomycetales; Spizellomycetaceae
Exons: 4
Coding region: 81-1361 (426 amino acids)
Molecular function (GO): oxidoreductase activity, acting on the CH-OH group of donors, NAD or NADP as acceptor; NAD binding
Source: RefSeq, a predicted model, not a curated record
AAAAAAAAAUAUACAAAAAUACCCACGGUCGUGGUUAUUCCCCAGUUUACAUUUGCAAGUACAUCACAGAAAACGACAAGAUGACCUCGCCUUCAAAGACCGUGUCGAAGUCGACUGCACCAAAGGUUCUCAAGCCAUUCAACAAUGGAGAAAUCAAGAUAUUGUUGUUGGAAGGUGUGAACAAGACGGGUAUCAACAUUUUGCAAAAUGCUGGCUAUCAGGUCGAAACGCAUGCGAAAGCACUUUCGCCUGAAGUUUUGAAAGAGAAAAUCCGAGACGUUCACGCCAUUGGUAUUCGUUCCAAAACCCAACUGACAGCCGAAAUUCUUGGUGAAGCGAAGAAGCUGCUUGCUAUUGGCUGUUUCUGUAUUGGCACCAACCAAGUCGACCUCGACUACGCCGCCGCCCACGGUAUCGCCGUGUUCAACUCUCCCUUUUCCAAUUCACGCAGUGUAGCUGAGCUCAUGAUUGCCGAGAUAAUUGCUCUCUCCCGACAAUUGGGAGACAGAAACAAGGAGCUUCACAACGGGGUUUGGAACAAGACCUCCAAGAACUGCAAUGAGAUUCGGGGCAAGACGUUGGGUAUUGUAGGAUAUGGACAUAUUGGUGCACAGUUGUCGGUUUUGGCUGAUGCCAUGGGCAUGUCGGUCAUAUUCUACGAUGUGCUACAAAUCAUGCCUCUGGGUACAGCCCGUCCAGUGCCAACACUAGACGAUCUGCUCUCAACGGCCGACUAUGUCUCGCUUCACGUCCCCGAAACCGAUGACACCAAGAACAUGAUCGGUGCUCGCGAAUUGAGUCUGAUGAAGCCGGGAUCUUACCUCCUUCAAGCGUCCCGUGGAACCGUUGUGGAUAUCCCUGCUUUGGCAACUGCUCUUCGUAACGGUCAUUUAGGCGGUGCUGCUGUGGACGUGUACCCCGUCGAACCCUUUGCCAACGGUCCAAACUUUGAAAGCGAGUUGAAGGGCUGUCCCAACACGAUUUUAUCCCCUCAUAUUGGUGGGUCAACUGAGGAGGCACAAUCCUCCAUUGGUGUCGAGGUUGGAUCAGCAUUGGUGCGGUACAUCAACAACGGAACAACACUGGGAGCCGUCAACUUCCCCGAGUGCGAUGUAAGACAACCAGCUGCAGAGAGUAAGACGGUUCGUGUUUUGAAUGUUCACCACAAUGUCCCUGGUGUCCUUAAGCAAAUCAACAAAAUCCUAUCUGAGUUCAACAUCGAAAAGCAAAUCUGCGAUUCCCGCGGUCCGAUUGCGUACCUUAUGGCUGAUCUCAAUGUUGAAGAUGAAAAGGAUUACCACAGAAUUUAUGAACGGAUUGAGACCAUUUCCCAGAACAUCAGAACGAGAUUGCUGUACUAGUCUCAAUUGAUGACCUUUUUUUUUCUUGUGUAUUUUAUUGUGAUAGAUGUUCGUUGUAUUCUCGUGGAUGAUGGGUUUGAUAAAUAAAGACCUUUGAACUAGA